GAGCGCGCGGGCGCCGCCCAGACCUGUUGCUGGCGCUUGGCUGGGGUCCCGCGCGCGCGGUGGUUCGGGCCGUUGGACCUUCUGAGUGGUGUGGGGCUCAGGCGACGCCUGAGCUCCCCGAGCAGAGCGAGGCCGGCCGGCUUUCUCCUAAGCAUGGGCAAAAGGACUUCUUUGUACUUCUUGUGACAACUUCUACGGGCUUGAGAGAUUUAUGGACUUCUGUGGUUUCUUGAGGUGGAGUAUUGUGAUGUUUUCUAAAACGGACCCCCAUGGCUUGGGAGGAACAUCUUAGUCACGAAGAGGUUAGGGGUGAGAAAUGGAGUCGACAUAUCUUCAAAAGUGCCUUGGGACGUGUCUAACUCAAGGUCUUGCAGAAGUGGCGAGAAUUCGCCCAGUGGAUCCAAUAGAAUAUUUAGCAUUGUGGAUUUACAAAUAUAAGGAAAAUGUGACCAUGGAGCAGCUGAGACAGAAGGAAAUGGCCAGCCUGGAGCGUGAGAGAGAACUGGCUUUGAUAGAGCAGGAAAUGAUGGAGAGGCUCAAAGCAGAGGAGCUCCUGAUUCAGCAGCAACAGCUGGCAUUCCAGCUGGAGUUGGAAAUGCAAGAAAAAGAGAGACAAAGAGUAGAAGAACUACACAGAGCUCAGGAACAAUUAGAGAAGGAGAUGGGAAUGAAUAUAGAAAACAUACCUACGAGUGAAGAUAGUUCACAUUCAGAGGGUAUAACGCCAGACUCAGGCAAAACGCUGGCUGAAAUUAGCGAUCGAUACGGGGCACCUAACCUGAGCAGAGUGGAAGAACUUGAUGAGCCAAUGCUAUCUGAUAUCCCUCUGAGCUGGCUUCCCUCUGAGGACUGUGCUAGUUUCUGAGAACACAAACCAGUGUGAGAGGCGGUCAGUACCAUUGAAAUGCACUCUUCCAGAUGGCGGGCAAAGGCACAAGCAAGCAGAUAAAUCAGGACACAAGCUCCAAAGGGCCAGUUUGGUAGGUAGUGCCAUUGACUUUUUACAUGGAGAGACGCCACCUAGAGCUGCAUGGAAGUGAAAGACUCAGAGCAAACGACACCCACACAAGAACAAAGGUGCAGAAUUGAUGGUGGGUGGGCAGGAGGAACAUGUGAGCAGAGCAGUGAAGAUGGGAAUACCCUCAGGAAGCUUGAAGAAUAGUAGGUCUGGGCAGGGGUCUGGGAGGGGAGGUUGAGCAACGUCAGGUCUGGACCAGGUUGUGAAGCACAUUACAUCCCAAGCUAAGAAGUUUAAACCGUGUCUGCUGACAACGGGAGUGGAAAUGAGAUCUGCACGUGGACAAACUUCACUGGGAAUGAGGGAUGAGCAUGUGGCCCUCUGUCACAGGGAGAAGUUUUAAGAGGUUUUAAAGGAUGGUAUUUAGGCUGCUGUUGUCCUAGUCUAGGCCUGAGGUAAUGAGGGUCUGAGCCUGGGUCGUGGCAGUGGAAAUCUACUCCAUGAACACUUGUCUUGGGUUGACCACGCACGCGCCAAGAACUGAACUAGGUUCUUAUGGGGAACAUGAAUGUGAGCGAUUGAUGGUCCCGCCUCCCGUCCCUCGCAGGGAGUAAGUGAGUGAUGGGUCUGACACAUUCCAGAGGUGGACUUGGAAGCUGAUUGAAUGGACGUGGAGGGCACAGGAAAAACCUGGAUCUGGAACCUCGACAGGGCCAUUGAGGGCUCGGGGAGAUGAGGCGGGGGCACUGGUGUGAGGUAGGGAUGGACAC
Herpailurus yagouaroundi (jaguarundi) is the source of this 1728-nucleotide messenger RNA. RefSeq names its product DPY30 domain containing 1 (gene DYDC1). NCBI's taxonomy places the organism in Eukaryota, Metazoa, Chordata, Mammalia, Carnivora, Felidae. The transcript has 9 exons. Bases 317 to 865 code for a protein of 182 amino acids. The record is from RefSeq and is a predicted model, not a curated record. Gene Ontology annotation, cellular component: Set1C/COMPASS complex.